AAGUUGAUGUCAAAAUAUGGCUGUUAAUAUCACAUUAGAUUAUUUUGUCAUUGAUCAAAUAUAUUACUCAAAAUAUUUCAGAGCAAUGUUUUCUUUAUUUUCUUAAUAUUAUUUAUAAAUUAUUAAGAAUUAUUUAAGGGAAGGUGGCAGAGCAGCUAUUUGGGAAAUUCUGUAGCCAGAAGACCUCCAUUCAGUGCUGAUUGUCUUAAUUCAGUAAAUCUUGGUGUAAAAACAUUUGAAAUGGGAGGUUUCAGGGACAUAUGCAACUAAUUUAUGCAAAUGCAUCAAAAUGAUCGUAAUGUUUUGUAGCAGUCUCAAUUUUAUCACCUUUAACUUCAUAUUUCUCCCUUUAUUUUGAUUUACUGAAAAUUUAAAUGACUUUUUCUUUCAUUUCAGAGCUGAUGGAAGUGAAGGAGGAGAGUGAAGAACUGAGUGAAGUGGAGGAGGAACAUCAUGACAAACCUGGAGAAAAACCUUUAAGUCCCUCAAAGACUAAAAAGACAUUUUUAAAGAAAAGAACCAAGAAAUCUACAACCUGUACUCCGUGUGGAAAAAGUUUAUCGACCAAACAAAGUCUUGAGAAUCACAUGAGAGUUCAUACAGGAGAGAAGCCGUUCACAUGUGAUCAGUGUGGGAAGAGUUUCAGUCAAUCAUCACACCUUAAAGCACACAUGAGAAUCCACACUGGAGAGAAGCCGUUCACAUGUGACCAGUGUGGGAAGACCUUCAAACAAAAAGGACAUCUUAAGAGUCAUAUGAAAGUUCACACUGGAGAGAAGCCACACACAUGUGAUCAAUGUAACAAAACAUUUCUAGGGUCAUCAGCCCUGAAGAGACAUCUGAGAGUUCAUACAAAGGAGAAGCCACAUUUAUGUUCUGUGUGUGGAAAGAGUUUUUCACAGCUGAAUAGUUUAAAAGAACAUGAGAAAAUUCAUACUGGUGUGAGAGAGUACAUGUGCUUUGAGUGUGAGAAGACUUUUACUACACAGAGCGAUUUAAAAAAGCUCCAGAGAAUUCACACUGGAGAAAAACCUUACAAGUGUUCACACUGUGACAAGAGAUUCAGUCUGUCAUCAUAUCUGAAAACAAAUGAGAAGAUCCACACUGGAGAAAAACCUUACAAGUGUUCACAGUGUAACAAGAGAUUCAGUCGGGCAGAACAUCUGAAAACACAUGAGAGGAUCCACACUGGAGAAAAACCUUACAAGUGUUCACAGUGUGACAAGAGAUUCAGCCUGUCAUCAUAUCUGAAAACACAUGAGAUGGUCCACACUGGAGAAAAACCUUACAAGUGUUCAUACUGUGACAAGAGAUUCAGUCAGCCAACAAAUCUGAAAACACAUGAGAAGAUCCACACUGGAGAAAAACCUUACAAGUGUUCACAGUGUGACAAGAGAUUCAUUCGGGCAGAACAUCUGAAAACACAUGAGAGGAUCCACACUGGAGAGAAACCUUACAAGUGUUCACACUGCGACAAGAGAUUCAGUCUGUCAUCAUAUCUGAAAACACAUGAGAUGGUCCACACUGGAGAAAAACCUUACAAGUGUUCACAGUGUGACAAGAGAUUCAAUCAGUCAUCACAUCUGAAAACACAUGAGAGGAUCCACAGCAGAGAGAAGCCGCACAUGUGUGAUCAGUGUGGAAAGAGUUUCUCUUUUAAAAAUCACCUGAAGAUACACAUGAGAAUUCACACUGGAGAAAAGCCUUACACCUGCCAACAAUGUGGACAGAGUUUUAGUCAUAAAGGUAACCUUAUAGCCCACAUCAGAAUUCAUGUUGGAGGGAACCCAUUCACUUGCAAACAGUGUGGAAAGAGUUUCAGAAGAAAAGGAAGCCUUAAAGCCCACAUGAGAAUUCACACUGGAGAAAAGCCUUACACCUGCAAACAGUGUGGAAAGAGUUUCAGAAGAAAAGGAAACCUUACAGCCCACAUGAGAAUUCACACUGGAGAAAAGCCUCAUACCUGUCAAGAGUGUGGAAAGAGUUUCAGUCGAAAAGAAAACCUUACAGUCCACAUGAGAAUUCACAGUGGAGAGAGCCCAUUCACCUGCCAACAGUGUGGACAGAGUUUCAGUCAAAAAGGAAAACUUAAAAUCCACAUGAGAAUUCACACUGGAGAAAAGCCUUACACCUGCCAACAGUGUGGAAAGAGUUUUAAUGAGACAGGAAACCUUAAAGCCCACAUGAGAAUUCAUACUGGAGAAAAGCCUCAUACCUGUCAAGAGUGUGGAAAGAGUUUCAUUCGAAAAGAAGGCCUUGUAGCCCACAUGAGCACUCACACUGGAGAAAAGCCUUACUCCUGCACUCUUUGCGGGAAUGGUUUCACACGGGAACGAAGGCUCAGGCAACACAUGAGAACUCACACUGGAGAGAAGCCUUUUACAUGUGAUCAGUGUGGAAAGAGUUUCACACAUAAAUUGACCCUUUAUCACCACAUGAAUAUUCACACUGGAGAGAAGCCAUUCAUAUGUGAUAAGUGUGGUAAGAGUUUCAGAUUUAUAGGUUACCUUAAGGGCCACAUGAAAAUUCACUCAAAAGAGAGCUGUUUUAGAAGUUGUCACUGUGGAAAGAGCAGAGGUGUAAAGAGUACCUGAAAACCAUACUUGAAUAAAAGUACAGAUACCUUACAGCAAAAAUUACUCCAUUACAAGUUACAAGUCGCCAAUUCUAAUACAACUUGAGUAAAAGUCUUGAAGUAUUUGAGACUUUAACUUUUUGACUUGGUUAAAUAUUCACAUUUUUCAUGGUAUUGUUUGCAGGGAAGAGUAGAUAUUUUAUCCCAUUGAAUGAUAAUUUGGUGUUUUCACUUCAGUUUUGUAGAAUUCAGUUUACAAUGUUGAUCUGGUUACCAUGAGAACAGUGUCACGCACUGCUACUUCAGCCAUCAUAUGGUAUAAAAUGUCCAAACAAAUAAAUGUGUUCAACAAGCUGACAGAAGUCGAUCCAUUUCUUUGUUGGUAGGGUGUAAAUAUUUACUUUCCCAUAUGGCCAUGGAGGAGAAUCGGAUGGGCAUUCAGCGGACAGACACCGACACACUAUUUUUUUUGUAUUUAUUUCAACACUUGACAACCAAAAUCAAACCCAUAGAAGCUUGUGAACAGUUUUGAAGUGGCUGUGUGCAAGUUAUACUCAUUCACAAGCAGAGUGAGAGUCAUACUCGCAAAUGUAAUGUUAAUUAAAGCUACAAGUAGCAAUGAAAAGGCCCUCGCACCCAGGCUAACCGCCACCUGUUGGCCUUAGGAAAAGAGUGAAUAGUGGGCAACAUGCAUUGUUAUUCGGUGUGAACAUUUAUAGUACACCUUUUAACUGUAUGCUUAUUCAGGUAUGGUAAGCAAAGUCAAAUCUAGUUUAAACCAUAAGA
Megalobrama amblycephala (Wuchang bream) is the source of this 3361-nucleotide messenger RNA. Its product is annotated as zinc finger protein 260-like. NCBI's taxonomy places the organism in Eukaryota, Metazoa, Chordata, Actinopteri, Cypriniformes, Xenocyprididae. Bases 375 to 2594 code for a protein of 739 amino acids. Gene Ontology annotation, biological process: regulation of transcription by RNA polymerase II. The record is from RefSeq and is a predicted model, not a curated record. Gene Ontology annotation, molecular function: RNA polymerase II cis-regulatory region sequence-specific DNA binding; DNA-binding transcription factor activity, RNA polymerase II-specific. The transcript has 2 exons.